Molecule: messenger RNA, 1160 nt
Organism: Asparagus officinalis (garden asparagus)
Lineage: Eukaryota; Viridiplantae; Streptophyta; Magnoliopsida; Asparagales; Asparagaceae
Product: repressor of RNA polymerase III transcription MAF1 homolog
Exons: 11
Coding region: 203-877 (224 amino acids)
Biological process (GO): negative regulation of transcription by RNA polymerase III
Cellular component (GO): nucleus
Molecular function (GO): RNA polymerase III core binding
Source: RefSeq, a predicted model, not a curated record
UCGAAGCUUACGACUUUUAUUUAUACAGGCUACCUGUCUGAAACCUAGACCAGAUCUCGUUUUGCCCCUCAAAUCCUCGUUCGUUCGUGGCGAUUUCAGGUCCGAGGCAGAGAAGCUAAACCUAUUCUAGAAAGAACAAAACUAGGUUUAUUUUACAAAGAACAGAACCUGCUUUUUUUCAACACGGUUGACCUUUUUCACCAUGAAGUUGUUGGAAGACACUCAUUUAGACAGCAUAAAUAUCUUCCUUAGCUGCUUGAAUCUUGGGGAAAGUACUAUCAAAGGGAGUCUUGAAGCCUUUUCAUGCAAACAUACGGGGGCAGAUCGAAAGCUUUCUAUUAGCUUAGAGCAUGAGAUACUUGACUACUUGGGGCAGUCUACAGACAGUGACUCUGCUUCUCCUGUGGACUAUUUAUUGAGUAGAUCAAGCCGGAAAACCUUGAUAUACCUGGUUCUUACACUCAGUCAUAUGUAUCCAGAUUAUGACUUCAGUCCAGUGAGAACUCAUCUGUUCUUUAAAGACGAAGAUUGGGACUCUUUCAAGCUUAUGUUCGAGACAUACUUGUUCGAAGCAGCUGAGGAAUGGGCUGCAGUAAAUGGAGGCAGUUCCCUUUUUGAAAGUAUGUCAAAAGCCAUUGAUGAGGUUGUAAAACUUGGAGAAUGUGAAAUUUACAGCUACAAGCCAGAUUUUGAAGGGGACCCUUUUCUUGAGGAAGGAGCAAUAUGGUCACUAAAUUUCUUCUUCUACAACAGGAAGCUUAAGCGCAUUUUAAGCUUUCGAUGCUGUUGCAUAAGCAACUUGGCUGCAAAUGGUUUUAUUGGUGAUGUUGCAUCCGUUGAAGAUGAAGAUGAUUUGCUCAGAGACAUGGAGAUGUGAGUGAGCAUCUCGAUGUACAGGUGGGAGAUGUAGAUUCAAUGGUUCGCCCAACUUGCUGAAAUUGCUGUACAUGCUUGGUACAUGUUUAGAGUAGCCUUGUUGUUAAGUCUGUAUAAUAUGAAAUUGCAAAUGUUUUGCUGUUGUGUAUCGGUCUGUGUGAUUCAACAUGGAACUUGGCUUAACUUAACUACUUGCAUGCUGAGGACACCAGAUGUAUGAUAUUUCCUGUAUCUUUUAAUUGGAAUAAAGACUGAGGACUAUUGACAUUGGAUUGAGAUUUUAA